CGCUAGCAGGACUAGCUCGCAGCUCAGCUUCACACUCGGCUCGAAAACCCGUAAAAUUAUGGACCCGAAACAUAAAGAAAUUCUUCGAGUGCAGAGGCUGCGGCUCUCCGAGCAGCUCGUGGUGGACGACACGGUUAUUCAGUACUUGUAUCAGGAGGGUAUUUUAACAGAGAGCCAUGUGGAGGAGAUUCAGUCUCUGCCGUCAAACAAAAGCAAGACUCUGCGGCUGCUCGCUAUCCUGCCCGGCCGCGGCCCUCUCGCCUUCGGCGCCUUCCUCGGCUCCCUCGAGCAGGACUUCCCCUGGGUGCGAGAGAAGCUGCUGCUCAUAUCUGCCGCCACAGACGACAGCGCGACUCUCUCGGACCCCAGCACCGCCUCAGGUCAGUGGGGUGUUCCUGAGCACCUUCUCCACACAAUUCCGUCCAAUCAGCAGCUGAACAGGUUGGCAUCUCGUCUGGGUUCAGAGUGGGAGAUGGUGCUGGUGGACUUGGGCCUAUCGCCGGAGGAGCUCUACCGGUGCCGUGCUGACCAUCCGCACAGUGUUCAGAGUCAGGUGCUAGCAGGCUUGGUGAUGUGGAAGCAAUUGCAGGGACGUGGAGCCACCGUGCAGUGUCUGCUCCAGAGCCUUCAGGCUUCAGAUCUCCAUCCGUCUAUCAUUGACCAGGUGUUCAUCUGAAGCUACAGGAGAGAGAGGGGAGAGAGUGACUACAACCCUCUGCUGUCUUUCUGCCACCUUAUUGCCUCAAACUGUUCCAUGUAUCUGGACACAAGUAUUCCAGGAGAGAUACAUCAUUGCUGUGUUUGUCACUGUUUACAGUAGCUGCGUAAGAGAAGGCCAGAGAUUUACUGCAUUUUGCAGUAGAUACUCUACAGAUUUUAGAGGCCACGUUAGCCUUUAUGCCUUGCCAGACACUGCAGUUAUGUGGACUGCAAGGGCCACCUACUUGAUAAAUAGACACUGAUGCAGGGUCACUUGGAACGUAUCCAUUCCAUGUAUGAUGUUUUAUCACAGUUUAAUACAGAAAUUGUUUUUUUUUAAACUUUUUAAAUUUUAAUUGGCUCUUAUAAUCCCUAUAGUACAUUGGUAUAUAUGAUGGAGACUACCUAUUUUUUUGCAUCUUGAUUAAAGUAAUUUAAGUUUUUAAAUUCUGAUUUUUAUUACCAGAUUUAGAGGUGCUUUAAUGUGUUUGUGGGCUCUGGGUCUGCAGGUGGUCCGUGGGUCUAAUUUAAAUCCAUAAAAUUAGUAUAAUGCAGCACGACACAAGCGUUCCCUCCCCUAUUGUUGUGGACAAGUAAAGCAAGCUUUAGUAAGCCUAGAAAGGGAUAGGUAGGUGGCUGAUAAUCAGCAGAACCAGUGACUGACAUUACCUCACACCAGAUGACACACUGUGUGAAACGAUUGUUUUUAGUGAAGGAGCACCACCGUGAGUGGUCAGCAACUUCCAGCACUGCUCACUAUCUCAGUGCCUCUUCAUCAUCUCUCUAUUACUUACAGAACCAGACCUCAAAAAGCCAUAACAAGCCGCCUGUAGUCUGGAACUGAUACUGAGAAGGGAGUCAGUCUGAUGUGCAAACUGUACUAUUAACCAAAACUGUACGUGUAAGUACAGUAAGUUACAGUGUAAAAUGUGAAGUUAUCCUGAACAUGAGAUGAAUUUGACAUCACGUCACUUUUCUAUGCACAACACAGUAGAGUUUAGUGUAGUGGGUAACACCUCUGCCUUCUACAUUGUAGACUGGGGUUCAAUCCCCACCUGGGUAAGCACCCUACACUCCACCAAAAGAGUCCAUGGGCAAGACUCCUAACACCACCUUCGCCUACCUGUGUAAAAUGGUCAAACUGUAAGUCGCUCUGGAGAAGAGCGUCGGCCAAAUGCCAUAACUGUAAAGUUUACUAUGUAAAACCAUUAACAUCACCAAAACAGCCGAUAUAUCUAAUAUGAGCUAUAGUCUGUAGUUUGAUCAUCUUAAAACACAAAGUGCACAUUAUCCCUUUUUCAUGAAUGCUGCUUGCGGUUCUCUAUUUCUUUGCUGGAAAGUCUUUAUAAUGUCUUUCAAAUAAUAAUUUCAAGAAAUCACCCUUAAUCUUUAUUAGUUACAUAGGAAUAUAGAAGUCAGUGUAAUGCUAAGACUGGAUCUUGUCUAUGAGCAAUAGCUGAUGUUGAUGCCUCAAUUAGUAGUGAACUAAAAUUCUCAUUAUUUUCGGUUAGGGUUUUUCAUAAAAGUCUGCUUUUUUAUGUUUUUUAGCAGGCUGGCUUUAAGCUCUCCCCUCAAGUUUCAAAUGAGAUGCAUCCAACACCACUGCCAAUCAGCAUCCGAGCUAUAAAAAAAAUAAAUAAAUAAAAAACAAUACAGCCAAUUAAAGCCCCUGUAUUCAGCCAUCUGUAACCAGAAUGCCCUUGUUGAUUGGUUUAUGUCAGUAGAUUCUCAAUAAUAUGAUAAAAUGCCUGCCUUGGGUGUUGUUCUCUAAAGGUCCUUAGUCGUAAGGGUUCAAGUAACAUUAAAUGCUAAAAUGCAGCCCAUAUUAUAUUUACAGUGGGGUCUGAAAGUCAGAGACCACAAGUGAAAGUGCUUGUUUUGCUUUCUUUUCUAAUAUGAUGCAUCUUUGAAAAAUUGCAUGCAUUUCUAAACUGAUGACUGUGUAAACUCGAGCGCUGAUGGACCCGAGAACAAGUUUGCACAAAGCCUUAAAGAGUUGAUCAGGUCUACCUGAGAGUCAUCUGAAAAUGUGCUUCAAGAAAAAUAAUAAAACUAAAGAAAAAAUUGACCUUUUUGUACAAAACAUGGCAAAUUGGCUUAAAUCUGAGUAGACGUAGAAAUGACGUCUUCGUUUUGCUUAUAACUUUAAUUUGUUUUACAUUUUUUCAAAAUUCUAAAGCUUUCUUGUUUAUUUCCAGGUUUAAAUGUAAAAAAACAAGCAGAUUUUUGAUGUCUCAGGCUUUUGAACCUGUUCAACAGAAGUAGUUUCAGUGUCAAUCAUUGUAAAUGUGGCGCUCCUCUCUGAUUUUUAUUUAUGUUUCAGUGUUUGCAUAAGGGUGCUGUGCUGUUUGUGAUAUUCCACAGGUCACUUCCCAAUUUCUCACUCAGGUGCGUGUGUGUGUUAGGAAAACAAAACUGAAAUGCCACGACUGGAAUGUGUGCAUGUUGGAAUAAUAAUAAGCUUCCUGGCAGUUGU
Molecule: messenger RNA, 3175 nt
Organism: Pygocentrus nattereri (red-bellied piranha)
Lineage: Eukaryota; Metazoa; Chordata; Actinopteri; Characiformes; Serrasalmidae
Gene: cradd
Product: CASP2 and RIPK1 domain containing adaptor with death domain
Exons: 2
Coding region: 59-676 (205 amino acids)
Biological process (GO): signal transduction; regulation of apoptotic process
Cellular component (GO): CBM complex
Molecular function (GO): death domain binding; protease binding
Source: RefSeq, a predicted model, not a curated record